CGCCGCCGCCGCGGGAUCCUGGGGGCCUGGGAGGCGACGACCGAAUCAUGUGGCUGGAGAUUCUCCUCACCUCCGUGCUGGGCUUUGUCAUCUACUGGUUUGUCUCCCGGGACAAGGAGGAAACAUUGCCUCUUGAAGAUGGGUGGUGGGGGCCCGGGGCAAGGCCCGAAGCCGCGGAGGAUGGCAGCAUCCGCCCUUUCAAGGUAGAGACCUCCGAGGAGGAGAUCCAGGACUUACACCGGAGGAUUGACAGGGUCCGUUUGACCCCACCUUUGGAGGACGCGCAUUUCCAUUUUGGCUUCAACUCCACGUACCUGAGGAAAGUCCUUUCCUACUGGCGGAAUGACUUUGACUGGAGGAAGCAGGUGGAGAUUCUCAACAGGUACCCCCACUUCAAGACUAGGAUUGAAGGGCUGGACAUCCACUUCAUCCACGUGAAGCCCCCCCAGCCGCCGUCUGGCUGCACCCCAAAGCCCUUGCUGAUGGUGCACGGCUGGCCCGGCUCCUUCUACGAGUUUUAUAAGAUCAUCCCGCUCCUGACUGACCCCAGGAGCCACGGCCUGAGCGAGGAGCAUGUGUUUGAAGUCAUCUGCCCUUCCAUUCCUGGCUACGGCUUCUCGGAGGCAUCCUCCAAAAAGGGCUUGAACUCUGUGGCCACGGCCAGGAUCUUUUACAAGCUGAUGCUGCGGCUGGGCUUCCGGGAAUUCUACAUUCAGGGCGGGGACUGGGGGGCCCUGAUCUGCACCAACAUGGCCCAGAUGGUGCCCAGCCACGUGGAAGGCCUGCACUUGAACAUGGCUUUCAUUGUGAAUCCUGGCAUCCUGACCCUUCUUCUGGGACGGCGCUUCCCGCGGCUUUUCGGCUACACACAGAGGGAUAUGGAGCUGCUGUUCCCCUUCAGGGAGAAGGUUUUCUACAGCUUGCUGAGGGAGAGUGGUUACAUGCAUAUCCAGUGUACCAAGCCCGACACUGUGGGCUGCGCUCUGAACGACUCCCCCGUGGGCCUUGCUGCCUAUAUCCUGGAGAAGUUUUCUACUUGGACCAACCCGGAGUUUCGAGACCUGGAGGAUGGAGGCCUGGAGAGGAAGUUCUCCCUGGAUGACCUGCUGACCAAUGUCAUGCUCUACUGGACAACGGGCACCAUCGCCUCCUCCCAGCGCUUCUAUAAGGAGAACCUGGGCCAGGGCUUCAUGGCCAACAAGCACAACCGGAUCAAGGUCCACGUGCCCACAGGCUUUGCUGCCUUCCCUUGUGAGUUAAUGCAUGUGCCGGAAAAGUGGGUGAAGUUCAAGUAUCCGAAACUCGUCUCCUAUUCCUACAUGGCCCGCGGGGGCCACUUUGCCGCCUUUGAGGAGCCAGAGCUGCUGGCCCGGGACAUCUGCAAAUUCGUGGGGCUGCUGGAGCAGCGCUGAUGCCCGUGGGGCUGGCUGUCGCCCGCAGGCUCCCCGGCCGACAGCUGUCCUCCCUGCCCCAGGGCCCUCCCAAGGAGCAGGGAGACCCCCCUCUUCUCUUUGCAAUGAUGUAUGCCCCAUACCUGUCCCCCACCCCUGCUGGCCCCCUGCUCACUGCC
Molecule: messenger RNA, 1570 nt
Organism: Enhydra lutris kenyoni (northern sea otter)
Lineage: Eukaryota; Metazoa; Chordata; Mammalia; Carnivora; Mustelidae
Product: epoxide hydrolase 1
Exons: 9
Coding region: 48-1412 (454 amino acids)
Biological process (GO): epoxide metabolic process; arachidonate metabolic process
Molecular function (GO): epoxide hydrolase activity
Source: RefSeq, a predicted model, not a curated record